GCACCUCUUCACAUGAUACUGGUGGGUAUAAAAAAAAUACUAUUUUGUUCUGAAGGCAGUGCAAGGAUUGGAGCGAUGCUCUGCAGGAUCAUGUCCGAACGAUAGACGAGCUGUGGACAGUUUUCUGAGACAUUUAUUUGGUGUUCAUCACGCACCGUAAGAUAGAAACGGGAGUUGAACCUGGGGUGACGCGUUCGUGGCGACGUUGGCUCGACAGAUACAAGCAGACAUGGCCAGGAAGUGCUUGGAAUACUACACGCAUGUGGCUCAUUGUUGGGGGUUGGUUUGUGACCGGAAGGAAUCAGAGAAGCUGUUCUCAAAGGGCUUCGAGUGAGUCAUGGAUUGUUACUGGUCUUAUGGCAAGCGUGUCUGCUCCAAGGGAAGUGGGUUGGAACACGACGAGAAACAUGAAAGGUCUCCACUGGCGACACCAACCAAGCUGGGACGCUUCGACUUGUGUCACAGAGUGGUGCUUGCACCUCUGACCAGAUGCCGAUCCUACAACCACAUUCCGCAGCCACACGCUGCCCUGUAUUACUCGCAGCGUGCGACUCACGGGGGGCUGCUCAUCACUGAAGCUACGGGAAUUUCAGAUUGCAGCUACGGGUAUCCACACACGCCAGGGGCCUACACCGACGAGCAAGUGGAGGCUUGGAAGCCGAUUGUUAAAGCUGUGCAUGACAAGGGAGGGAUCUUCAUUUGUCAGCUUUGGCAUGUCGGCCGCGCAACUCACAAUUCAUAUCAGCCAGAUGGGGUAUUCCCAGUCUCUUCAACUAACAAAGCCAUCAAUGGCCAAUUGGUACUACCGACGGGUGAUGGAACGGCAGAGUUUUCAACACCUCGAGCAUUGGAAACCGAAGAGAUACCUCGUUAUGUGGAACUGUUUCGAAAAUCAGCUCGUAAAGCCAUCGAAGCGGGAUUUGAUGGCGUCGAGAUUCAUGGUGCACACGGCUACCUGAUCGAGCAAUUUUUGAAGAGUUCGGUUAACGACAGAACGGACAAGUAUGGAGGAUCUGUGGAGAACCGGAUGAGGUUUUUGAUCGAGACGGUGGAGGCAGUCUCGGAGGAGAUUGGUUCCGACCGUUUGGGUGUUCGAAUUUCCCCCUUCACAGACUACAACGACUCCAAAGACGACGAUCCAGUCGCUCUCGGCGUCAGCAUAGCUCAGGCUCUCAACAAAUACAAUCUCAUGUACUUGCAUUGCAUAGAGCCCAGGUUUUCACCGCAGGAAACGCCCCACAUCGAGACCGACAAAACGUUGUGGCCAGUGCGCAAAGCUUUCAAAGGGAGCUUCAUCUGCGCUGGAGGUUUUAAUCGAAAAGAAGGCAACGAUGCAAUCAGAACAGGCCGAGCCGACGCCGUGGCGUUCGGUCGGCACUUCCUCGCAAACCCGGAUCUGCCCAAGCGCCUCGCAUCCUGCGCUCCCCUCAACAAGUAUGACCGCAGCACUUUUUACACGCAGGAUCCAGUCGUUGGGUAUACUGAUUAUCCAUUUUUGGAUGAGACAGCAUGCCAGGCUUGAACGAAACAAACAAAAACUAAAACUAAAAACCCAACACCCCAACUGCACAAAGUCAUCAUUCGGAGAGUGUAUGCCUUCGUGAUUCGCAUCUCAUGUACUGUGCGUUUAGUUUUUAACUACCAUCACAGGGAACUAUGUGCAUGGACUGUAGCACUUGGUUGGCUCUUAAAGUAUUCAUAUAGAUGUGUAAGUAGCACUUCGGCGUUUACGCUGCUCGCUGUGUGUUGUCAGACGUUCCAGAAUCUGAGAUCGGCUCCAUAUGAUUUCUGAAUCCAUGGAACAUGGUCCCCGCUGGAGUUACUUUACCCAGCUGGAACCCGGAAGGUGUCAGGGACGUCGUCACGCUAGAAAAAUAAACUAUCCUCGACUUGAAUACAUAGACCGCACUCUCACUGAAAAUGUUGCAUUGUGGAACAUUAACAUUGCCAAAAGUAGUUGGAUACGUAACUAAGCAUGUACGUACUUUUUUUAACAUCAAGUACUGUUAAUUGUAUAUUA
This is a messenger RNA of Physcomitrium patens, 2020 nucleotides long. RefSeq names its product putative 12-oxophytodienoate reductase 11. The record is from RefSeq and is a predicted model, not a curated record. Lineage: Eukaryota; Viridiplantae; Streptophyta; Bryopsida; Funariales; Funariaceae. Gene Ontology annotation, molecular function: oxidoreductase activity; FMN binding.